AUCAUCACUGGCAACCUCGCAGCACCCGAAAGCUCCCAUCAAAUCCCAGCUGUAGCCGUCAACCAACCGAUCCUCCCAUCUCCCCCAUCCCGAUCCCAACUCCAAUCGUCAGAGCUCCCGAACGUCUCGCCUCUCUCACAUCCAAACACAUAACCUCAAAAUGUUCCGCACAGCAGUCCUCCGUUCCGCGGCCGCCGCCACGCGCGCCAUCCGUCCCGCCGUCCAGCAGUCCGCUCCCCUCGCCCGGAGAUCCCUCGUCGCGCCCCAAGCUGCCUUCCGCGCCGCUCCCAAGGCCAUUUCCGUUCGCAUGUACUCUGCCGCCACCGGCCUGAACAAGCAGGAGGUUGAGGGCCGCAUCUUUGCUCUGCUCCAGGGUUUCGACAAGGUCAACGACCCGGCCAACAUCAAGUCCAACGCCCACUUCGCCAACGACCUCGGCUUGGACAGCUUGGACACCGUCGAGGUUGUCAUGGCCAUUGAGGAGGAGUUCAGCAUUGAGAUUCCCGACAAGGACGCCGACACCAUCCACUCAAUCGACAAGGCGGUCGAGUACAUUGUUAGCCAGCCCGAUGCCCACUAAAUAUCCCCAUCCCAUUCCUCCACUGAAUCCGUCUCCCCGGCGGUCUGUACAAUAAUCUGCCCUCCCCGGGGCAUCUCGACCACGCCACUCGCAACUAGAACGGGAGGGAAACGAAAGACGCUGCGUCUGUGCUCUUGAGGAACUCUUUGUUUUCGGGAUUUGGGGGCCAAAAAAGAGGGACGGAGAGAGAGAGAGAGAGAGCGCGAGAGGCAUACCGGCUUAUCUUUGUGGGUGGACGGUUUCGUACCAUAGCCCACGGCGCGGCCUCCGCGCCAAAACGGCAUGCCGACAUGAUCUGGAGUUGGACAUUCUCUGGGCCCUGUUGACGUUUGCCUUGUAUUAGUGUAUAGAUUUUCGUCACCCAUUGGCGGGUUUUUCGUCGUGACUGUUCACCUUACUUUUGCGUCCGUCCCAGCCGUCUGUCAACUCAAUCCGCUUGGUCUCCGCAGUCUUCAAGAGGGUAUCGGAAUAGCUCGGGAUCGUCAGAUACAGCGGGCGGAAUGCAGGCCGGCCGAGUGCUCACCCGAGCUUACCACGGCAAAAGUCAAACCGUGUUGUGUUUAUUACGCAAACAAAAGGUGUCACACGUAUUGCCUCGAAACUAUGGUGCAUUAAAUUCAACAACAGAUAAUAAUACCAUUCGUAC
Molecule: messenger RNA, 1226 nt
Organism: Colletotrichum scovillei
Lineage: Eukaryota; Fungi; Ascomycota; Sordariomycetes; Glomerellales; Glomerellaceae
Product: acyl carrier protein
Exons: 3
Coding region: 161-580 (139 amino acids)
Biological process (GO): fatty acid biosynthetic process
Cellular component (GO): mitochondrion
Molecular function (GO): acyl binding; acyl carrier activity
Source: RefSeq, a predicted model, not a curated record